Molecule: messenger RNA, 3859 nt
Organism: Triticum urartu
Lineage: Eukaryota; Viridiplantae; Streptophyta; Magnoliopsida; Poales; Poaceae
Biological process (GO): protein phosphorylation
Molecular function (GO): receptor serine/threonine kinase binding; protein kinase activity; ATP binding
Source: RefSeq, a predicted model, not a curated record
ACGUGAGAAAUAAGCAUCGCCGCGUCCCACGUGAUGCACGGUUUUGUUUAUCCUAGGCCCAAGUCGCAGCAAUGAUAUGACGAGCCACCUGUGCUCUCUCUCUCUGCCCCCUUCGUCGCCAUGGACGCAGUUGCAGAGUAGAACAAGCAGCCAUAUCCUAGCAAACCUCACCAGCCGGCGGUCUCCACGGCGAGCUUGCAGCGAGAGGAGCUACGCGCGCGCAGGAUCUGCGUUGGUGCUACGGAACAAAUGGGGCUAAUUUCAUGGCAUCAUUUAAUUCUCUUCUCCAACCUAGUCUCGCUCUGCUGCGGUUUGAGUUCAGAUGGCCAUGCCCUUCUGGCUCUCUCCAGGAGGCUCAUACUACCUGAUACCAUAAGCUCGAACUGGAGUUCUUCUGAUACAACUCCCUGUGUAUGGAAGGGAGUUCAGUGCGAGAUGAACAAUGUAGUUCACCUCAAUCUAUCAUACUCCAAAGUUUCUGGUUCCAUUGGUCCUGAGGUAGGGCUUAUGAAGUACCUGCGUCAACUCGAUCUGUCAAGCAACAACAUCUCCGGUCCGAUCCCUCGUGAACUAGGCAAUUGUGUUCUGCUUGAUCUGCUGGAUCUGUCAGGUAACAGCCUUUCCGGUGGGAUCCCCGCAUCCCUCGUGAAGCUGAAGAAGCUAUCACAGCUGGCUUUGUACAGCAACUCCCUCAGUGGAGAGAUACCCGAGGGACUGUUCAAGAACCGGUUUCUGGAGCGGGUGUAUCUCCAAGACAAUAAACUCAGUGGCUCUAUCCCUUCAUCGGUUGGUGAAAUGAAGAGUCUGAAAUACUUUAGGUUGGAUGGGAACAUGUUGUCCGGAGCUCUGCCGGACUCAAUUGGCAACUGCACCAAGUUGGAGAAUCUGUAUCUAUAUGAUAACAAACUGAAUGGGAGUCUUCCGAGAUCAUUGAGCAACAUCAAAGGGCUCGUGCUCUUUGAGGCCAACAACAACAGUUUUACAGGUGACAUCUCUUUCAGAUUCAAGAGCUGCAAGCUUGAAGUGUUUGUUCUAUCUUGGAAUCAGAUCAGUGGGGAAAUCCCGGGGUGGCUGGGAAAUUGUAGCAGCUUAAUCAGACUUGCAUUUCUCCACAACCGUCUCUCUGGCCAGAUACCAACUUCACUCGGUUUAUUGAAAAAACUAUCAAUCCUUAUACUUACCCAGAAUUCUUUGUCUGGGCUGAUCCCUCCUGAGAUUGGUAGCUGUCGGUCGCUGGUGUGGCUGGAGCUGGACGCGAACCAGCUCGAGGGCACCGUUCCGAAACAGCUGGAUAAUCUGCGUAACUUGCAGCAGCUAUUUCUGUUUGAGAAUCGCCUCAGUGGGGAGUUCCCUCAGGGUAUUUGGGGCAUCCAAGGCCUCGAAUCCGUCCUUCUGUACAACAACAGCUUAUCUGGGGCCCUACCUCCAAUGUCGGCCGAGUUGAAGCACCUAAAGUUCGUCAAACUACAGGAUAACCUGUUCACUGGAGUCAUACCACCAGGAUUUGGGAUUAACAGCCCUUUAAUACAGAUUGACUUCACAAAUAAUAGGUUUGUUGGUGGAAUUCCGCCGAACAUUUGUUCAGGUAAAAGAUUGAAAGUUUGGAACUUGGGGCAUAAUUUUCUCAAUGGUACCAUCCCGUCCACUGUUGCUAACUGCCCAAGUUUGGAACGAAUUCGUCUCCAUAACAACAGUCUCAGUGGGCAAGUUCCGCAAUUCCAAGACUGUGCAAAUCUGCGGUACAUAGAUUUGAGUCACAAUUCCUUAAGUGGUCCUAUUCCUGCAAGCUUGGGCAGGUGUGCUAACAUUACAGCGAUAAACUGGUCUGAAAACAAGCUUGCUGGUCCAAUACCACCCGAACUCGGACAAUUAGUGAAGUUGGAAAGUCUUGACCUCUCCCACAACAGCCUAGAGGGGGCAAUUCCUGCACAGAUUUCCAGUUGUUCGAAGUUGCACUUGCUUGAUUUGAGUUUCAACUCUUUGAAUGGUUCUGUGCUCACAACAGUAUGCAAGCUGGAGUUCAUGUUAAAUCUGCGGCUACAGGGCAAUAGAUUAAGUGGAGGCAUUCCAGAUUGUAUCUCGCAGUUACAUGGGCUAGUCGAGCUACAACUUGGUGGCAAUGUUCUUGGGGGCAAUCUCCCUUCAUCAUUAGGAACUUUGAAAAGAUUGAGUACUUCAUUAAACCUUAGCAGCAAUGGGCUUGAGGGCAGCAUUCCAUCUCAAUUAGGCGACUUGGUGGAUCUUGCAAAUCUGGAUUUGUCAGUUAAUAAUCUCAGUGGGAGUCUUGCUCCGUUAGGAAGUCUACGUGCAUUAUAUGCCCUGAAUCUUUCCAAUAACAGAUUCAGCGGGCCAGUGCCAGAUAAUCUUUUACUACAGUUUAUGAAUUCCACACCGAGUCCAUUCAGUGGAAAUUCAGGUCUCUGUAUGCCUUGUCAUGAUGUUGGUUCUUCUUGCAAGGGAGCUAAUGUUUUGGAACCUUGUAGUUCAUUGAGGAAAAGAGGAGUACACAGCCGAGUCAAGAUAGCUAUGAUAUGUCUUGGUUCAGUUUUGCUCGGUGCAUUUAUGAUACUCUGUAUCUUUCUGAAAUACAGAGGUUCCAAGACUAAACCUGAGGGAGAGUUAAAUCCAUUUUUUGGGGAUUCAUCUUCUAAAUUAAAUGAAGUUUUGGAAUCAAUUGAAAACUUUGAUGACAAGUACAUCAUCGGCACAGGUGGCCAAGGAACUGUAUACAAGGCAACAUUGAGGUCAGGAGAAGUAUAUGCCGUGAAGAAGCUUGUGGGUCAUGCACACAAGAUUUUGCAUGGAAGCAUGAUAAGGGAGAUGAAUACGCUUGGUCAAAUUAGGCAUAGGAACUUAGUAAAACUAAAGGAUGUUUUGUUCAGGCGUGAGUAUGGGUUGAUCCUCUAUGAAUUUAUGGACAAUGGCAGCCUUUAUGAUGUUCUGCAUGGGACCGAGCCAGCUCCAGUUCUAGAGUGGAGGACACGGUAUGACAUAGCUCUUGGUACAGCACAUGGUUUAGCUUAUCUCCACAAUGACUGCCACCCAGCCAUUAUUCACCGUGACGUUAAACCGAAAAAUAUACUGUUAGAUAAGGACAUGGUACCACAUAUUUCAGACUUUGGCAUUGCAAAGCUUAUCGACCUAUCUCCUGCUGCUUCAGAAACUACUGGAAUCGUUGGCACUGUUGGGUAUAUGGCCCCAGAGAUGGCAUUUUCAACCAGGAGUACCGUAGAGUUCGACGUGUACAGCUAUGGAGUGGUAUUACUCGAACUGAUUACCAGAAAGAUGGCCCUGGAUCCCUCAUUUCCUGACAAUGUGGAUCUAGUCAGCUGGGUAUCCUCCACCUUGAAUGAGGGCAACAUAAUCGAAUCAGUGUGCGACCCUGCUCUAGUGCGUGAGGUAUGUGGCACUGCUGAACUGGAGGAAGUAUGCAGUGUGCUGUCGAUAGCCCUUAGAUGCACCGCGGAGGAUGCAGGAAAGAGGCCUUCCAUGAUGGAUGUUGUGAAAGAGCUGACACGUGCUAGGCGCGAGGUUGUAUCACUACCGAAGCAGGCGAUAUCUGGUUCCAGCAGUUCCUGUCAAAACCUGGCAACUUGAUGCUUUGCUUCAGCAGUUGUAGUAAGGGCUUGUUUGGUUCAUAGGAAAAGUAGAGGAAAAUUAUAGGAACAGGAGAAUUUCUUUUAGUAGCACUGUUCAUUCGUUUGGUUCAAAGGGAAAAUAGAGGAGAAUUUCCUUUGAUCUCGCUUUUAAAGGGGAAAUGCAGGAAUUUUACAAUCCAGUUGAACCUCCUUUUAGAAUCUCUACACAUGAAGUAUUAGACAUGAGUCCUUAGUGGUUAAUAACAAUAUCAUCCUAAUUA